AUGGAUGACGGAAAAGAGUACCUCGAGGCAGAAGACUUUGCAAAAGGUCUUGCAGAGCUCGACAAAGAAAUGAGCCAGAACCCGUGGAUCGUUGCCUUUGCGCCUAUUGAGCUGAUCACAGCCGGCGGGUUUCUUGCCGUAUCAUAUCUGAAGAAUCGUGAAAGCACGGGGGACAUCGACUUCUUGUUUGAUUCAGAAUUUUCGGGUGAUCGAGACAUCCAUAAGGCGUUCCGCGAAUGUGCUUUAGCUGUGGCUAAGCGCUUAGGGUACAAUAGAAAAUGGAUCAACACCUCUAUGUCCAUUUUCGUCACUGCAAAAACGCGACAGGAGCUGUUUAACCAAGCAGAUCAACAGAAUAUCGUGCUCUACGAGGGGGAGAGUCUCAAGAUUCGCGCAGCUCCGAUCGAAUGGGCCCUCGAGCGCAAGCUACGGAGAAUCCAUGCGGCAGAUCGGGAUCGCAAGGCAGAAUUUGACCUUUCAGACGCUGUUGCCAUGUUGAAGUACAUGCGGGAACAGAAUGAUGGUCCAUUAGAGGAGGAAGCGAUUCGAACGAUGAAUAUGAACGGGUUUGAUGUGAUUCCGGAUCACAGAACGAUGAAGCGAGUGGCCGAUGAAUACCGCCGUACUUACGGAGAAGAUGUUUUUGAAUAG
Penicillium brevicompactum is the source of this 651-nucleotide messenger RNA. RefSeq lists its product as uncharacterized. NCBI's taxonomy places the organism in Eukaryota, Fungi, Ascomycota, Eurotiomycetes, Eurotiales, Aspergillaceae. Bases 1 to 651 code for a protein of 216 amino acids. The transcript has 2 exons. The record is from RefSeq and is a predicted model, not a curated record.